Momordica charantia (bitter melon) is the source of this 686-nucleotide messenger RNA. It is a transcript of the gene KNATM, whose product is annotated as KNOX meinox protein. The record is from RefSeq and is a predicted model, not a curated record. Gene Ontology annotation, molecular function: DNA binding. Gene Ontology annotation, cellular component: nucleus. NCBI's taxonomy places the organism in Eukaryota, Viridiplantae, Streptophyta, Magnoliopsida, Cucurbitales, Cucurbitaceae.
UUGACUGUUUUACCUAAUGGUCACUUUUGUCUACUUUAUAACACUUGCCUUGCGCAGAUGCGGUAACCCUGAUACUUUCUGAAAGAACGAAGAAGCUGAAUUUGGGGUGUAUUAAGAAGCUCAAAUGGAGUCUGAUCUGAGCAAUUCUACAGAAGGAGAACAAAAAGUGCUACAAGAUGAAGAGGAAAAAGAAGGCUGGGAAGGGGAAAUUCUGCGGAGGAGAAUUUCCAGCCACCCUUUAUACGGGCUAUUAGUUGAAACUCACCUCAACUGUUUGAAGGUUGGAGGAAUAGGUGACAUGGACAGAGGUUAUUUAGCUACGGAUGUGAUCAAACAGCAAGAUAACAAUAUCAGAUGCUUAAACACGCUUAACCAAUCAGAGCUAGAUCGCUUCAUGGAAACCUAUUGUUUUGCAUUGAGCAAGCUGAAAGAAGCAAUGGAGGAAUCUCAGAUAAAAUCUAUGGCAUUUAUCAACAGCAUGCACUCGCAGUUAAGGGAGAUCCCAGCCACCAGUGCGGCAGCCCACAAACCCACCACCUCAUCUUCCAGUGACACAAACUGAAGCCAAGCAAGUAGAAAAAUAUAAUGGAUCGGAUGAGUUAUUGUUCUGAUCUAACCCAAGGUCUCUCACACGGAUGUAACAAAAUCUGAAAUAUUAUUAGCUUGUGUUUUUUUAAUUUAAGCAA